Messenger RNA from Pimephales promelas (fathead minnow), 935 nucleotides. Lineage: Eukaryota; Metazoa; Chordata; Actinopteri; Cypriniformes; Leuciscidae. The record is from RefSeq and is a predicted model, not a curated record.
AAAGCAGGAGAGCUGGAUGUAAAGAGCACUGAAUGUGUGUGUGUGUGUGUGUGUGUCGGCUCAGAGUACGCAGCGAUCGACUCCAUGCUGGACCAGAUCAACUCGUGUCUGGACGACAUCGAGGAGAAGAACGACUCUCUGAACGGGAAACUUCACGAGCUCCUGGAGUCCAACAGACAAGCCCGACGAGACUUCAGACAACAGCUGAGUGAUGAAGAACAUGCCCAUCCUCAUCCUCCAGAGGAAGACCAGGGGUCCAGAGACACACACACCCGAGACUAGAGAUUAUUAUUAUUAAUGCAUUGAUGAUGUAAAAUACCUGCAUCGUCUUCUCAGCGGACCAGUAUGGUAGCAUUAUUAUUAUUAUAUAUGUAAAUGUCUUUAUGUGGUUGUUCUGUUGUUAAGAUGCACUGAUUUGAAAGCAUUGAAGCGCCAUCGUGGUAAAAUCACUGUAACGCACAGCCUGGAGUGGAUUAUUGCUUUCAUGUGAUAUGCAACGUGAAUAUGAGAAGUAUUUUAAUAAAUAUUGAUCAAGGAUGCAAACAAGUUUAUAUGAAAGGUUAUUUCAGCCAUGGAACAGAUAAAAAAAAGGUCAAUAUUUCUGCUGAAAAAAAAAGUUCAUAAUUAAAUAAUAAAACUAAAUAAUAAAAUUCAUAAUAAAACAAGAAUCAACAUCAGUUUGGAUAUUUGGAUUGUAAUUUUGACUUUUUGUCCUCACAGUUGCAAGUUUACAUAUGAUCUCACAAUUCUGAAAGUCAUAAAAAAGUCUUAAUUGUGUGAUUAAAAAGUAGAUUACCUUUUUAUUUUUAUUUCAUAGUGAAAUGCGUAUCCAAACGAUCGUGGUAAAAUCACCGUAACCCACAGCCUCGAGUGGAUUAUUGCUUUUCGUGUGAUAUGCAAUGUGAACAUGAGAAAAGAUUUUAAUAAAUAUUGAU